Messenger RNA from Gambusia affinis (western mosquitofish), 3392 nucleotides. Its product is annotated as Krueppel-like factor 15. The coding region runs from base 464 to 1696 and encodes 410 amino acids. The record is from RefSeq and is a predicted model, not a curated record. The transcript has 3 exons. Gene Ontology annotation, molecular function: DNA-binding transcription factor activity, RNA polymerase II-specific; RNA polymerase II cis-regulatory region sequence-specific DNA binding. Gene Ontology annotation, biological process: regulation of transcription by RNA polymerase II. NCBI's taxonomy places the organism in Eukaryota, Metazoa, Chordata, Actinopteri, Cyprinodontiformes, Poeciliidae.
AGCCUGAAACAUGGUUUCCAUUGACAUUAGUAUUGCCAUUUUUAUUUAGCUCAUUAACGUCACCAUAACGACAGCUACAGUUGUUUUACUUCGCUCAUUUUCUUUAGGUUUUCAGCCUACAUUUAGAUAACACAUGGCAGUCAGACUUUAUCGAACAGCAGCCAAUCAGAACCUUCCUCUUAAGGCGAGCCUCCGUGGCGCUUGACCAAUCACAGCCGCGGAACGGGACCCAUGCCUCCGAGUUGUGCAGCGAUGCGGUCACGUGAUGUGUGGAAGAGGAAUGCCAACAUGGACCCGUGGCAAGGACGGGAUGUGAGCGUGGGGCGACAAUAACACGACGGAGGAGAGCAGAAAACAGCGAGAAGACGGAGAGAGGUCGACGCACUGCCGAGCCUUCUCCCGGUAAGACACAGUUUCUGUGACUUCGUCCCCUGGGUGAUUUUUAUUUAUUUUUUUAUUCUCAAUGGUGUCCCUCAGCAGCAGAACACUGACUGUGGAGUCUGAGCUGUUCAGGGACAGCAGCAGCAGCCUGUUCUCCUUCUCAGAGGAGGAUGCGGUGUGCUUGUGCUCCUGCGACAGCCCCGGGGCCUUCCAGCAGGGGGCCGUGCACGGCUCCAGCCCCGAAGAAGAGGAGGAGGAGGACGAGAGCGAAGGCAGCAGCCGGCUGGUUUAUCGAGGCGCGACGGACGACGGGGGAGCGGAUUAUGAGGAGCCUCGGAUGCCGGAGUUUUCUUUCUGCCCAUCGUCGCCGUUCUCUCCCACCCUGGAGGACAUAGAGGAGUUUCUGAAGGAGAAGAUGGAGCAGGUGAAGGCGGACAUGAGGAGCAGCAAAGAGGAAGAUUCUCUGUCGUCCUCCGUACCCUUGGCUUCAUCAACAGAGACUAAAAGUGAGCCAUUAGUUGGUGCUUCCCUCUGCACUUCCUCCUCAGAGACCCCCGAGGAAGAGAAAGAGAAACAAGCCCCAGUCCAGAUUGACCCGUCUCCUCCCGGUCACCCAAGCCCCCCUCCAGCCACGAAGACCCCACCCGUGCUCCUCAGAGCUCCAGUGGUUCUCCAGCUGCAGCCGUUACCUCUGGCCCGGCCUCAGGCCCCCGCCGGCUCUCCUCCGUUGGCCCCGAGCGGCAUCUGGCUCACUCAUCUGGUCAUGGGGCUCCAGGGCGCUACCGCUCCAAAUCUCACCCUGGUGGCCCCCCAAGUGUCCUCCACACCCACCACCGCCACCACCAGCAGCCUGUUGCAACUCAUCAGCGAUAACAAAUCAGCAGACCAGAAGUAUGUGAAGAUCGCUCCUCUGCCCAUCACUACAAGGACUCUGGAGAUCACAGCGGUGGGGGGCGGCCCAGGGGCCGCUCUCCUAAAAGCAGCGCCCCCCCGGGCAAACAGGGCGUCGCCCACCGAGAGGGUCCACAAGUGCUCCCACCCAGGCUGUGGGAAGAUGUACACAAAGAGCAGUCAUCUUAAGGCCCACUUCCGCCGGCACACGGGGGAGAAGCCGUACACCUGCAGCUGGCCGGACUGCGGCUGGAAGUUCUCCAGAUCAGAUGAGCUGUCUCGCCACCGCCGCUCUCACUCGGGCAUCAAACCAUACGAGUGCACUCUGUGCGAGAAGAAGUUUGCCCGCAGCGACCAUUUAAGCAAACACACGAAGGUCCACCGCAGCUCCCGGCCCAGCAGGGUGAUCCGGACCACUGUGUGAUCCGGACCACUGUGUGAUCCGGACCACUGUGUGACCGCUCUGGGUCUGUGUGAACCAGGUCUGGGGCUCAGGCUUCCCUCAGGACUUUUUGGUGCUUUCACAAGCAGAACUUUCCGAAGAAUCCGGAGAGCUGGCUGUUGUUUCCCUCUGGCCCCUUUUGGUUUCCUUCCUUUCUCUUCCUCUCCUCCAUUCUCCUGUCAAUCGUCGCAUCUGAGGAGUUCACCUUAUACAGAGCAAUCAGCCACCUCAGGAAAAACUGAGCCGAGAGAAGACUUCCUGUCAUUUACGCGCACAUCACAGGAGACAGUCUUCCACAGGCCCUUCUUCCAGCCACUGCUUGCACUACUGCUCCUGGAGCCUGGAACUCCCAGCAGCUUUAGAAAGAGGGACACUAACCAAUAAUGGGAACAUCUGUAGUUGUAUAAUUUCUCCUCUUUACAUCUGCCAGUUGUCCCUCUUCCUUGAAGCCAAAUUUCAGGGUUCACAUGCACAAGAAGCGUCUAACGUUUUCCUCUUCUGUGUCCCUGUUGGUGUCAUGUGAUCCAGUCACAAGGGUUGGAUGGUUGCGCUCCUUGUGGCAGCGCUCUGUCCUGGGUGCAAGUAUGAACAGCAAAGCAGAAGACGCAGUUCAGAGCUGCUGUCGCAUUUCAGAGACAAUCAAAUUGUACCAAACUCUGGGCUUUGCUCAAAAUUAUGUAAAUCUGUGCAGAAAUUCCCAAGUUAGUAUUUUAUGCAAUCAGCGCUGGCCUUUCGACGCAUUCACCCAAUCAUGAGCCACUCUAUCUGAACCAGUAUGCCCAAUCUCUUGAUCGCUGCCUUUUGUCAUGAUCACCAACUUGUCUUUAUCCCAUUGUUGUGCUGUUGUCCGAUGACUGCUCAUAUUUAACUGUGAUUCCCAACAGGGAGGUUGCCAAACCAGAAAUCCCUGUUCCGGUCCCACAGGAGAGUGAAAGCGACACUCUCGGUGGGUGACCGUCUAUAAGCUCCUUGUUACCGGCAGAUCAAUGUGCAGCCGACUUCUGUGGCCUCGAGAAUCGCUGGGCCCGGUGGUGCAACGGUGACAUGAAACACUGCUCUUACUUUAUUACAGUAGCACUUACUGUAACCUUCAUUAUGUUGGAUUUUAGCAGCAACAAAAGCUAGUAGUUUAAAUAGAUGAAAAAGCAGCUAACAUCUGUCCAAUCAUGUGGAUUAGCAUUAGGCAUGGGCCAGUUAAAGGUUUCAGGGUAUACCAUGUAUCUGACCUAGCUCAGCCACAGAGUCUCCUCUCAGUGGGUCGUACCCAGAAAACCUUCAGAGGGAGACAACCUCAUCAGAUGUUUAAACUACCACAACUGACUCUUUUCAGUGCAAAGGAGCAUCAGCUAAACUAUUUUCUAUGAUUUUAAAGUGCUUUUAGGGUGUUUACACACCUAAUAGUCCGGUGGACUCGGUUCGAUUGGGGACCAAAACGGUAACAUUUGUUCUAUUUUGAGCUGCUGCGGUUCGCUUUCACACUGCACUGUGUCAAUCGAACCAAUCCCUUUGAAAAACCUGUUCCUCCCCUCGCCCGUGGUGGCGCUGUAUUCAGUAUCACUGAAGGAAACAACAAGAAAACCUCCAAAGAAGACACUGAGCGCAACUUCCUCCUUCACAAAAUGCAAACAAAAAUGGAGUGGCGUCAGAUUUUAGCAGCUACGUCUACCAAAAAGACAAA